AUGGCAAAGGUGGCACACGAACCGCCAGCACGUGGCCCGACCAACGGGACCGAGGAUUGUGUCGAUGUGGAGUCUGUGGUAGAACCGACUCGGCCGAGUGAGGUUCACCCAAACCAUGAACCUCCCAGCAUGGCAUCCCCAGUCGGCCUGUUUGGCAAAUUUGGCGUGGGCACGAAAGGCAAGACAAAGUCAAAAAGUCGACUGCUUCUACGAACCUCGACGCGGGAAGUCCUCAGCUACAGGACUCUGACGCUUGCUGAAUCUGCGUACGAGAACGCAUUUCUAAUGCGUUUGAUUACAAAGACCACACUGGGCAAGGCGCACCUUCUGCUACUAGUGAAUUUUUUCUUGCAAUAUUCAGUUGUGUAUUUGCUGUCUGAAAGAACCACAGGGAAUCAAAGCCUGAUCAAGACCAAGUUGUUCGGGCAAUCUAAUGCGAUAGAUGCAACGGGUAUAUGCUGGCAGCGUGAUGGCGACACUCGAAUAUCCUGCACACCGGAUGAGGUGGCUCUAAGCGUAGACUUCGCUGUCCUGGACCGUGAUGGGGAUGGCAGGUGGACGUUUGCGGAGGCAGAGGCCCUCAGCAGCACUCAUCAUGCGACAACUGGACGCUAUGUGAACAUGACAGAGUUCUACAAGAACAUUUUCCGUACGAUGCAGCAAUACGCUGGACCUAGGCAUACAGAAUGCAGUCUGAAUGACAACAUACAGGCCUUCGACAGGGAUCGUGGAUUCUGGUCUGAUGCCUCCAUCGGAAAUAUUACGAGCGAUGGACAUGUGGUUGUGAACUACGUGGAUGCAGCGAAGCAGGCAUCGUGGGCAAGAUACAUUCCGAACAGCCGUCUGCGGAAGCAGCUGAACGGAUCAAUCUACAGCUGCAAUGUGCCGAAGUGCGUAGACAUGGAUAAUGGUGCCACUGACUCGAGUGAGCUGGCAUGCGCAGGCUACAAUGGCUUCGAUGCAUGUGCAGGCCAGUGGGACGACGACGACUUUCAUGUCAAGCAGCUGUGCUGCACAUGCGGCGGGGGCUCUUACAGCCUAACGCUCACUGGUUUGGGUCACCUUCCUGUGAACCUCCCACUAGACGACUUCACGAACGUCCGGGACUUCAGGAUUUGCAUGCAGAGUGCUGUGCAAGAAGUGCAACAGGAAGACUGCAUCAUCAAGUACACUUCCAUACCUCGCCACGUUUAUGAUGCAGAAAUUACCACGUUUGCCCAUUUCUGUUUAAUUCCUGAGAGUGACCUUUGUGGCAAUCUGCAUGACCAGCAGCUACUCCCUCCUUGGACUGUUGAGAUCUCGUCGUCCGUGCCCAUGUUCAUGAAGAUUGCAGGUCUAAGCAGCACAGCUUCUCUCGGCCAGCUGGAUGUUUGCGAGAAAGCAAUUCAGACGUUCUGUCGGCGAAUCUAUACUGUGCAGGCGACCCUUUUUCUGGAGCAGCGGCUGGACGUUUGUGGCAAGAAGUCGAGCCAAAUCACCCGCAAUAAGAAGGUUGUCCGCUAUGCAGCAAGCGAAACAUAUUCAGACCCAACCUUUGGGCUCACUUCGCUUCUUUUUCAGGGAUUCCUUUUUUUGAUAGUAUUUCUUUGGGGCUUGGCAUCCGUCACGGAGUUUCGAAACAUUCUAGUAUGGUGGAAUAUCGUAAGCUCAUUGCCCAAGGAAGAUGCUGAAGACUGCUUGUUGUACCAGCUACCAGAGGAUGCUGAGGACGAAGCGGAAGCGACGCUGGAGGUCGUCGGCCUGACGACGCAACAUCGAGUGUCUACGGUCCUGCUCAACCUCCUGCCUCGCAGCGCUCUGCAAGGAUGCAUUUUUAUCGUCGGUAUUAGGUACCUGCUAUCCGUCAGGAAUGUCUCCGACCUUAUUCUGAACAGCCUGGCCUUGACCUUUCUGGUUACAGUGGAUGAGAUGCUUUUUGCCGCUUUCGCUGGGGAGCAGAAUGCUGCAUGGAUCCAGAACUGUAAGCCACUUCGUGGACGGUCGUUCUGGUGGCUCGAUUGGAUUCUACGAAAGACAGCGAUCCCUGUUGGAUUAUUGAUAUUCAUACCAAUUCUUGCCACGCUCGGCUACUUUGUUAUUGCAAACAAACUCUUGACAGACCAGCUUGCACACGCAACGUACUGCUUGUGCGACAUGAGUGGUGAUGUCUGUCAUGCUCGGCAGAUCUUGGCCGCAUUGGCAACAUCGUGA
Messenger RNA from Symbiodinium necroappetens, 2190 nucleotides. Lineage: Eukaryota; Dinophyceae; Suessiales; Symbiodiniaceae. The record is from the annotation of a GenBank genome assembly.